Messenger RNA from Lineus longissimus, 4524 nucleotides. RefSeq lists its product as uncharacterized. NCBI's taxonomy places the organism in Eukaryota, Metazoa, Nemertea, Pilidiophora, Heteronemertea, Lineidae. Gene Ontology annotation, molecular function: RNA polymerase II cis-regulatory region sequence-specific DNA binding; DNA-binding transcription factor activity, RNA polymerase II-specific. The transcript has 4 exons. The record is from RefSeq and is a predicted model, not a curated record. Gene Ontology annotation, cellular component: nucleus. Bases 117 to 4103 code for a protein of 1328 amino acids. Gene Ontology annotation, biological process: regulation of transcription by RNA polymerase II.
UAUGAACAAAAGCUUGAGCAAUUUCAAGCCUUUUUAGCCUAAAAACACUGAGAUUAUGCUGUUGCCUGCUUUGAAAAAGUGUUCAUUAGAAGCUUAAAAGAUAUUUCAGACCAGCAAUGGCAACCCAGUAUGAUGUCCAUACUUGUGGUUCAUGUAAGGUGGAGUUUCUCAGCAUAGAGUCCUUUAUUCACCACAAGCAGAAGUCAUGUCUAUUCCUACAGCCAGACAGCUCCGAACAUCGAGGCCAGGAGGUUCUUCUCGUCCUGAAGCCACAAGGGAAAACUAACAAAGGCUCGGACUUGGUUAAUCAAGCAAUGCACGUUCAUAAGUCCAGUCAAGUCAAAAUUAAAUCAAGUUCUCUGUCACCAGUACGUGUUGUCGGCCAGAAUUCACCACCAAUACCUCUAAUCCAGUGUGUCACACAGCUUUCACCAGUUGUCCAAUCCACUCAUCAGAAAUCGCCAAUUGGGGGCAGACAGCCAAUGCGCUUUGGCCCUCUGUUUUCACCAGCUGUUCCACGAUGCCACAUUGUCUCCCAAAAUUCAUCAGUUGUGCAGUCAGUCCCAAACUCGUCAGCUGUUCCACAGAUAUCGCCUGUUAGGCAGCCAAUUCGUUACAUCCAGCAGAAAUCGCUAAUUGGGCAGAGAACUCACCGAGCAACUCUAUUCCAAGUUGGUAAUGCAACUAAGAAAGCUGUUUUCCCAUCACAAACAUUGUCCAGAAUAAGAUCAAGUCAGGAAAUCAAUCAGGCUCUUGAGUUCUUAAAGACAAGUGCCAGUUCUUCUCCUGGAGUCCAUGAAGCCAGGCAACCAUAUAGCCAGGCCCACAUUUUGGAUGCUCAGAACACUGCUACUGUAUCAGAUGUUGUUGUUGAACCUGCUCAGGGCAGUCAGUCAUGUCAGUCGAUCAGGGAAAAGUUGAGUUGUGACAGUCUAUAUAUUACUGACGAUCUGCCUGCAGGCACUUCUGAGGAUGAGUUUGCCACCAAGGAUCUUGGUGCUACUUCUCAUCCUGAGCAAGAUGGGCCUUUGAAUCAAGCUUUGGAAUUCUUAAAACCAACUGAGGAAAGUAUUGUGCUUCAAGAGUUCUAUGAUGAGCAGGUGAAGAAGGAAGUAAGCCAGAUGUCGCAAAGUAUUGCGGGAGGGUAUGUCUCAGAUAUCCCAACUAGAUUGUGCUGCAUCCAGUCAAGCAAGGAUUCCUCUUGUACACAAGGGGAAGGUGAAGUUGGUCAGUUGAUCAAUCAAGCGCUAUUUUUCUUGAAGCCAGCCAAAGGAAAUGAUGGAGAAUCUGUAGAGGCUAAAACACAACCGAAGAAAAAGAGGAAAUUGAUAAGACCAGUUCAUGCGAAGGAUCCAGAGCUUGGGCACGUUGACACAGAAGCCCAAGAGACAACCGGGUUGGAUCUCUCGGAACCAGCUGGUACUGCUACUGCAGUGAACACUGGGGCCUUGAUGCCGGGGAAUCAAGAUACAUUGAUCAGCAAUUCAAAAACUAUUGGGGAUACCGUGCAAAAUACUUGGGGUGAGAAUCAGUCACAACCGUGUCGUCAAAAUAUUCCAGAUUCCGUAAUAAGUAGGCCAGAUAGUAACCUUGAAAUCUUUGAACACGAAAAUUUUGUAAACCAAGGAGCCUUUUUCUUGAACCCUGAUGGAACUAAGAAGCCUUCAGAAGAACAGAUCAGGAAAACUGUGGAAGAUGUUCAGACACUAUUAGUGCUCUAUCCUUCUAGGGCGUUGACUGCCCAGCCUUCAAGUCCGGUUCAGUCAGUACCCAGUUCAGCUGUAUUGGUUUCUGAUUCAGUUCAAGUUGGUGAAACUGGCGGUGUGUUUGGUGCUGAUACAAGUGAACUGGUUCCAGGACAGGUUGGCGAUGUUCUGACUGAUCAGGAUAGAGAAACCGAUAUACCAAUAAAUCAAGCCCAUUUCUUCCUGAAGUCGGCCCAUGAAACUUGGCAGCCCACUGAAAGAGAUAUUUCCCUCAAGGAUCUGUCUAUUUUGGUGAAGAAUGCCGUGAAAUCAACCCAAAAAGAUCCAGGACAGCAUGACAACGUUUUCAAAAAGACAAGAAAGAAAGUACAUGAAAAGCGUGAGUGUCAGGAAUGUGGCAGCAUUCUUCGAUCCGAGCUGAGCUUCAUCGCCCAUCAAGUUGGACAUGAUGAUAAACGCUGCCAGUACUGUUACAAGGUAUUCCAUACAAAAGGUUGGAAGGAAAGGCAUGAGCAUGACAAACACAAUAUAGGACAGUCUAAAUGUGAAAUAUGUGGCAAGGUGUGUAAGACUCAUUCCGGUUGGAAAACACAUAUGAAGUCACAUGAGCAGAAACUUCGGCAAAAGUUUCAUUGUGGACAAUGUGAUAGGAAAUAUGACUCGGAGUUCCUACUCGAGCAUCAUAGACGUAGACAUGAAGGUAAAGACGAUUGUGCACUGUGUGGGAAAAUUUGUAAAACUGAAAGAAUCUGGAAGGUUCACAUGAUGCAUCAUAACCCGACUGUGUCGUGUGAAGACUGCGAUAAGAAGUUUGUCACAAGGGUUCAGUUGAGCCGUCAUCGACGUCAUGCGCAUCGACCGAUGCGUCUGCCAAAGGUUAAGAAAUCUUCGAAUAGACCGAACCAGAAGUGUGAAAUCUGUGAUCGUGUAUUUUUUUGGCCUGAAUCAUUUAGGAGGCAUAAGAAAAUUCAUGAAGUAGGACCAAGUAAAGUACGUAAGCCUAAAUGGACAAAAGUGAAAAUGACAGAGAACAUUUCUGCCUCUGUAUCUUGCGGUGAUGAACAACCAAAUGACCUCCAAGACUGUGAGACCAUGUUGACCGCUGCCAGCGCUGGUACCUCUAAAGACACUACUGAGCAUCACAGUGAUGAGGAAUCUGGGCAGCUCAGUGAAGAGGAUUCGGAUGACACUCUGGCCAUGAUUAGAGAAGCUGUGUUACUGUUAGAGCGACGAGACCCUGAUGAGAGCGAUGCGAGAGAGACCGCGGAGCCAGAAGAGGUGCAGUUUGUAGCAGAGGUGAUGCCAACUGGUGCAGUAAACUUGAAGGUUACUAAAAGGAAACGAGAGGAGAUACAGUUGACUGGUGAUGUUGCCGAGGGAAAACAAGUGGAAAAGAAGUCGACGGAUAAAGUUGCUAAAAAGAGGAAAGUGGAGAACACUGAUGAUGUUGCAAAUGACUCCGAUACGAGUGGGUUGACAGAAGGUGUGAACAAUCUCCGAUGUGUGUUAUGUAAACAAGAAUUUGCGAAUGAGUUGUCAUUCAUUACCCAUGAUUGCAUGACAAUCAAGCCACUUACGUGUAAACACUGUGAAAAGAAAUUUAACGACUUAGUGAAAUUCCGGUUGCAUCUUAAGCGUCAUCGCCUGAUCAGAUAUGAUUGUGACAAGUGCGAUUUGAACUUUCGUUCUUUGGAUAUUUGGCAGCGCCAUAUGAAGGAACACGAAGAGGAGGGGGGGAAAAGACAUAAGUGUGAGAGUUGUGUCAUGGAGUUUUUCCACGAGGAAAAUCUCCUGCUGCAUGCGAGGAAGCAUGCAUUUCGAAAUGUUCAUGAAUGUGGCAUGUGUCCAAGGGUAUACAUGGCAAAACACGCUUUGAAGAAGCAUGAGGAAUCACAUGUCAAACCGGAGUAUUUUCAGUGUAAAAUCUGCCUGAAAAACUUUGUAUUCAAGGCGAAGUUUGUACAGCAUGCCAAGAACUGUCGCCAAUGCCGAGCUUGUCAUGAGAUUUUUGAGAAAAGAGGAUCAUAUUUGAAACAUGUGCGUGAAUUUCAUCCAGUUUUUCAUGUUUGUGAAUACUGUGGUAAAAAAUCCAAGGGAAAGAAAACUCAUCUAAAGCAUCUAGGUCGUCACGCAAACCCCCUGAUGUGUAAAGUUUGUCAUAGAGUCUUUAAAUUUAAGUGUCAACUGGUGGACCAUGAAGUGAUACACUUCAGCGACCGGCCAUUUAAAUGUACGUUCUGUGAAAAAACUUUCAAAGUGGAAAGGGCGAGGAUCAGCCAUGAGCAUAUCUGCCAUCCCACUGAAAACCCCUGGAAAUGUAAGCAGUGUGGAGAAACAUUUCUUCAGAGGUUCGACUUCAGAAUGCAUGUCCAAAGUUGCAGCGAACUAGCAAGCUAACUGAAGCGGCUCUGUAGAAUUGACUAGUCUGACUGCAGAAAUUGUCUUGAGAUUAUUGAGUAAAUGACAGUGUGUGGUUCAACACUGAGUUCAGGUGAGGGAGCAUGUUAUCAUGAAUUUAAAAAAGAAACUGUUCAUCUCGGGGGGGGGGGGGGGAUGGUCAAAGAAAAUGACCCCCAUCUGUUCGUCUUCAUUUUUUGGCUUUGUAUAAUUUUGACAUGUUCCCUCAUGAGCUUGAAAGAAUGGUGUUGAUCAAUUAUGGAUGAUCCCUGACCUGUUAUCGAGAGGAAGAGAAUGUUUAGUGUUCUGAGAUUGUUUGAAAGAUAAAGGUGUUCAGUCGUGCCUGUACGGGCAGACAGUUGUUUCGAAAUCAAUUGUCGCAUAUUUUGCAUUGUUGUUUUUCAAUGUGACCACUUGUAAA